This is a messenger RNA of Phlebotomus argentipes, 1990 nucleotides long. Its product is annotated as histone H4 transcription factor-like. Gene Ontology annotation, biological process: regulation of DNA-templated transcription. NCBI's taxonomy places the organism in Eukaryota, Metazoa, Arthropoda, Insecta, Diptera, Psychodidae. The transcript is spliced from 3 exons. Gene Ontology annotation, molecular function: DNA-binding transcription factor activity, RNA polymerase II-specific; RNA polymerase II cis-regulatory region sequence-specific DNA binding. Bases 45 to 1916 code for a protein of 623 amino acids. The record is from RefSeq and is a predicted model, not a curated record.
UCAGCUGUUCAUUGUUUGCAAACAGAAAAGGAGGGAAUUGUAAAAUGCCACGGAAAAGUGAUAAAAGUGAGAAAAAAGAGGUGGAAAAGCGAAAAAAGGGGAGCAAAAGGAAGCUGAAUGAAGAUAGAAAGACAGAGAAAGUGAAGAAGCCGCGCACAGCACGCAAAAAGAAGAAGAAAGAGGAACCUUCGCGGCCCAAGAAGCCUCAAUACAACACUGAGCCCACUCCGGAGAAUCUAAAGUGCCUGGAGUGGAUUAAGGAGCAGAAGCGACUCAAGGUGAAAUACCCGAAGAUCGAUGUUAACGUGGACAGUGACACAGAGUCUGAAGAUGACGAGGAAGCAGAAUCCGAUAUGAAUCUGGCCAAGUUGUCCAGGGAGAGAAACAAGACUAUUGUCAAUGUACUGUACAACUGUGAGUGGGCAAAGUGUACGGCUUUAUUCGAGGACGCGUCUAUGUACAAGGAUCACGUGGAGCUGCAUCUUUUGAGCAUAGGCGAGAAGAAGAGUCCGGAGUUUCGAUGUCUCUGGGAUCUGUGCAAGUUCACAACGGAGGACAGGAGUGCAUGGACACGCCAUGUGCGCUAUCACACUUACCAUUCGCAGCUCAUGACGGUGGGAGACAGUAUCAGGCAUCAGAUCAACUUCCCGCGCUGCACUCUCGAUUCCGAGCAGAGGAAUAUCAUCCCGGACACACCGUAUGACUUCCUGUGCGAGUGGAACGAGUGCUCCUGGAAGACCAACAGCAUUUUGGACUACUUCGAUCACGUGAACACGCACGGACACAUGGAGUGGGUGUUCUCAAAGGGCAGCAAAGAUGAGAAGAUUCAGUGUCACUGGAUUGGCUGCGAGAAGACUUUUUCGAGACAAGACACACUUCUGAAGCACAUCCGGAGCCACACGAGUGAGAAGAAGGUGGCAUGCGACAAUUGUGGGUCCAUGUUCAUCCACAACUCCAGCUUCUUCGAUCACUGUAAGCGCCAGUUGAUCCACAACACCAUGGAGUACUCCUGCUUGCACUGCUUCCGCUCCUUCGCGACGCCCAGGCUGCUGAAGACCCACAUUCGCCUCCAUGUGAACUGCCACAAGUGCCACUUGUGCGACAUGACCUGUCCGUCACUGGCUCACCUCACGCUUCACAUUCGCCACAGGCACUUGGACGAGAGACCCUUCAAAUGCACGCAGUGCUCCUACACCAGUGUCCGCCAGCGCGACCUGGAGAGCCACAAGACCAUCCACGGGCCUCGGCAGACUUUCGAGUGUACGCAGUAUGACUGCAACUUCCAGAGCUGCUCCCUGAAGAGCCUCAAGCGCCACGAGGCGCUGAAGCAUCUGGGGCCCCAUCCCAAGGUGUACCUCUGCGACUGCUGUGGCCGGAAGUAUUCCCGCGGGGAUCUCAUUUCCAGCCACCUGAAGAAGGUACACGGAUACAAAUUGCCUCCCGGAAGUUCGCGAUUCUUUUACCGGGAAGGAGACGAUGGCUUCUACCACGUACAGACGAUGCGGAUCGAGAGUCUGGAGGUGACUGAGCAGAUCAUGGCAACGAAGAAGACGGCAAACAAUCGCCGGGGGAAAGUUAAGUACUCCGUGUGUGAUCCCAUCGUCACCAAAGAUGGAAUUGUGAAAGUGAAUGUGGAGGAGCAGCCCAAGGAAGCGGGACAGCCUGAAGAGGAGUCAGAGGAGGAGGAAAUCAUGGAUGAAAGUGAAGAGGAGGAGGAGGAUGAAGAUGAAGGCACGAGACUGGGUUUGAGUAUGCCACUAACUGAGGACGUCUUGGAAGACCCUCCGCCGAAGAAGAGCAUCCAUGACUUCACUGUGAUGAAGAGAUAUCUCAAUGCCUUCACGGAAAAGACACCAGAAAUAGAGUCUCCAGUGCCACCAGAAUCGGCAACUUCAGUGGAGGAGGAAGUGUUCUAAUUCAAAUGCUCUUCUAUUUCCUUUGAUGCGCACAGAGCAAAUAAGUUGAGACAUAAUAGAUUCUUAGAUUAUUA